AUGAGUAAUGUUGGAAACAAUGCUAGUACAAAUCCAAAUCCUAGGAUAACAGAUGAUGAGAGAAGACUUUUAGAUAGUAUGGAGGAUAGUAGAGAUGAUAGUGCUUUCCUGAACGAUGAGUCGGUCGAUCAAGUAGAUCCGAUCGAGAUGGAACUACGAAGAAAGAUGUUGUCAAUGCUCACUACCUCGACAUCACAAGGUGGUUCAGAAAGCACAAAACAUCAGCCACCAACACGUGCAAACAUCUUAAAGAAACUUCAUACUCAUCAAACAUCUGAAUAUGUCAAUAACAAAGAUAAUAACAAUAGUAUAAAUUUAAAUUCAAGUAAUAAUAGUAUAAAUACAAACAGUAACAAUAACAACAACAACAACAACAACAACAUUAAAGAUUAUUAUAAUACAAAUAUAUAUAAUGAUUUAGAUGAUUAUGAAGGUAUUUCAAAUAAUAAUAAUAAUAAUAAUAAUAAUAGUAAUAGUAAUAGUAAUAGUAAUAAUAAUAAUAAUAAUAAUAAUAAUAUUAGUCAAAAUAACCUUAGUAAUACAAUUGGAUAUGGAAAUAUAAAUACAAAUACAAAUGGAAAUGCAAGUGGAAAUGGAAGUGGUUCAUUUGGUGAUAGCUAUGUUACUUGUGAGAGAUAUCGUAUUGCCAAGAUUGCAGAUGAAUUUAAAUGGGACGUUGUUGAACAUGAUUGUGUACUGAAGGAAUAUAGACUGUAUGCUGUCGAGGAGUGGAUAUUCAAAUCGAGUAGAUUGUGGUCUGCCGUAGAGUAUACCGGCAAUCAAUCCGACCAGAUCUAUGUGAGUGUAGUUCGUCCUACUCGACGAUCGACAUCGGAAACCAACAACAAACAACUGCAGAACAUGCUAUCGAAAGCACCGUCCGGUUCAUUCUAUACGAUUCGCACACCACUCGGUCAACUUGUACUGGCAAACUCCUCUGUUUCCUCGCACUUCGGAUUGAAUUUGAUACCGAUUCCCAACGGUGAUUUCGACCGACACAUCGAAACGCUAAAGUUGAAUCUACUGCUGAAACGGCUUGGUUGUACGCGUCCAAAGUAUCAGCUGUCGAUUCAACCACUGAUUAACAACAACAACGCCUACGAGAAGCUGCGCUUCGAAUCACUUGCCAACGCCAAUCAAACCAAUCUUCAAAGCGUUACCAACUUUGUCAAAGAGAUACAAGCGGCGCUGUCACAUCUCAACUAUCUGCCGCUACUCACCAAGAUCGAUGGUCAGUACGACCAGAAGCUGAUCAACGCAGUCAAGGCAUUCCAAACCGAUUUCAACAAACGCAACAACGCCGCCAAAGACAAAGAUCAAAUGCUACAGGUCGAGGGUUACAUUGACCAGAACACCUUCAAAGGCAUCGUAACGGAGAUCAUGAGUCUUCGCCGAAAGAUAGAAUCACUCGGUUUCAAAACACCCGAUAAUCCAAUCAAGAACUACAUCGAUUUCAACGAACUAAUGAAAUCAUUCCAAGAUUCCUACGGUAUCUAUCCCGAUGCACCAGGAAAGAAUAUUUUAACAUAUCUUGAGAAUAUCAAUAAGAUGAAUCAACACCAUCAUCAGCAACAACAAUUUUAUUAUGAUAGUGACGAUGAUGAAAAUGAUGAAAAUAACAGUGUGAAGAGUGAGAAUAUAUUGGAUAGUGCAAGUAGUUUUAGUGAGACGGAGAGUAGCGAUGGAUUUAAUUUGCCUUCUUCGCCUAUACCUCUGAAGAACAAGUCGGUUGUUACUAGUAUUUCAACUCCAACUUCAGACACCUCAAGACAUUCAUCUCCAUCAAUGAUAGCUGCUAAUGUAAAUCAACAACAACAACAACAACAAAUGCAACAACAACACCACCAUCAGUCAUCAUCACCUACAACCAACAGUCCAUUCAGUUCAUCACCUGUUCAUGCACCAUCUUCCGCUCCUCAUGGCCAGCUUCUCUCGCGUUCAAACAAAGGCAUUCCAACUGCACUAACAGAACAAUCCAACCAUUUAUUACAACAACAGCAACAACAUCAACAACAUGGUGAUAGUACUACUGCUACCAGCACUACAAAUACAACACCAUAUUACAAUGAAGAUAUCUAUGAAUACUUUGAAUCGGUAGAGGACGCAGAAGAGAAAAUGAAACUUAAAGAAACGAUUGUCAAGCUUGAAAAGAUGAUGGAAGUACAACAGACAGACUAUGACAAGCUUAAACAAGAGUUUGAAACACUCUCUGAACACUAUGCCGACAUGAAAGAGCAAGCUGCAAGAUCGAUGGCAAUCAUCUCAACCAACGAAAAGCUAUUCCAAGAGAUCUACAAUCGCUGGGGUAAGACAAUUCGCAAAGAACUACCGGAAAUAGAAGAAAAGAUAAAUUUAAAUGUUGAUACAAUACAAUCAUGUUCAAAUAGAAUUAAAAGAUUAGAAGAUAUUGUAAUCUCUGUACAGAAAAAAAAUGAAAGAAAUAUAUUUACAAUAAUAACUUCAUCGCUUUUGAGCAUUGUAUCGUUGAUCGCCGUUGGAUUUGCAUAUCUAAUCAUGUUUUUCUCUGGACUAAAAAGGAAAUGGUAUCCUAGCUCCAAACCAAAAUCAUCUAGCGAAGAGAUUCAGCGAUUUAUCAGUAAACAAAAGAUAAAGAUAUCGGAACUCAUAGAAGAUUUAGAUUACAACGAAGAUAAUGAUAAAGUUCAAUAA
Messenger RNA from Heterostelium album PN500, 2670 nucleotides. Its product is annotated as peptidoglycan-binding domain-containing protein. Bases 1 to 2670 code for a protein of 889 amino acids. The record is from RefSeq and is a predicted model, not a curated record. The transcript is spliced from 3 exons. NCBI's taxonomy places the organism in Eukaryota, Evosea, Eumycetozoa, Acytosteliales, Acytosteliaceae.